AUGAAUUUUGGUGUACCGGUAUUAUGGGCUGAGCCAAUUGAGCACAUAGAAGAUGAGUGUUAUGUGUGUUGUAAUUAUAAGUUCGGUCAGAAGCGAACACGAAAACAGGAAUACAGAGGUACAAAAUGGGUUCAACUACCAUUGCCACAUUCAUAUAAUAUUCCAGUACCAAAAAAACCGAAUCCGUCCAUAGCUCUAACGUAUGAAACCGAAUCAGUUGAUAACGAGGCACAACAUUCGCAAUACCAACCAUCGAAUAUCGUACCGAAUUGUGGUCAUGAAGAAUUCUCACAAGAUGAUUUUAAUAAUGUUGUGAAAGAGAUGAAACUGUCACAGAGAAAUUCAAUAUUACUUGCUUCGAAGCUAAGAGCAAAGAAGCUUUUAGGAACAGGUACCCACGUGUACGCAGCUCGUGGGCGACAGCAAUAUGACUUACUGGAUGCUGUUAAAAUUCCAUUCCAAGAUCCCAAGACUCAGUACAUAGACGAGGACGGCCAUGACGGAUUUCCAGCUUUUGGAUUUAAACUCGGUUCUGAUGUAAAAAUUGCACACCGUCAACUUUUACCGGAUAAAUUGCCUGCGGAAUUUUCAAUUUUAAUAAGCGCUAAACCAAGAUCUCGCAGAGCUGGCUUUAUUUUCGCGGUGGUUAACCCUUACGACACAGUUGUCGAGCUCGGGGUCAAGGUCACUCCCGAAGGAACUACAUCGACGAUUUUGUCUCUUUUUUACACCAACGCAACUGAAAUCAGCUCCCAAAGUAUAGCCAACUUUACGGUUAAUAGGUUUUACGGCAAAUGGACCAGGUUUGCAUUUAAAAUUUCCAUAGAAAAUGUUACUUUGUACUUCAAUUGUAACGAAACUGAGACAGUUGCCAUAAAAAAAGAACCGCUUGAACUUAUUUUUGAUUCUGCGUCUACCCUCUAUAUCGCACAAGCUGGACCUACUUUAAGUGAGCCCUACGAGCAGGCAGUGCGCAGUCGGAGCCGUCAGUCGGCGUUCAGCAGCGAGCGUUGCGAUGCCACUACACGACCCGUCGCGACGCUUCUUUGA
Molecule: messenger RNA, 1050 nt
Organism: Brassicogethes aeneus
Lineage: Eukaryota; Metazoa; Arthropoda; Insecta; Coleoptera; Nitidulidae
Source: the annotation of a GenBank genome assembly